UUGCAUAACAAUACGCAAGGAAAAAUAGCGGUAUCGUUAUCGUGUGCCCACGCUCAGUCAGAUAUUGACGUGCCUGUCCCAACGGUCGUGUGCGCGGAUUGCCCCGACUCCGCUUCCCGCGUUUUAUAGUUGGAAAAAGUGUUCAUCUACCCGGGAUAUACUCUCCAUUUCAUCCGGCAAAUGCUCAGAGCGGCGAUCGAAUGGAUAAAUAAUUGAGGGAUAUAGAGUAUGCCCCGCCUACGUAACAGUUGCAAUUCGAGUGAAAAACACUGUUCAUAGCAUCGGUUCAGGAUUCCAGACCCACAAAUCCGUAGCCCUUAAAGUUUUGGUAGGCGUAUUCGCUUCCAGAAUUGUCUGCGCGUCCCAUGGCAGAACUCGGGCCGCUGCUGCUGGCUAGCUAGAGAACCGGAAACGGAAACGGACACGCAAUCGGAACCGGAACUCGAACUGGAACUGAAACUGGACCCGAAACCGAAACCAAAACCGUUACCGCUACCGAUUUUGCAAAGGAUCGACGCUAUUAGCAAGGCAUGGACACCGCUGCCGCCGCCGCCGCUGCAGUCGCCGUUGACCUGAAACCCGAUCACCAGCUCCUCGGCAGUUCCACAAAGUCCAGGAUUGUUGGAGGAGGAAGAGGAGCUAGUGGAACUGGAUGCGAUUGCCUGGGAAGCACCGUGGAGACCAUGUCAGUUACGCCGCCACCAACGCCGCCAUCGCGCGCCUGUGAUGUCCAUGUCGAGCCCGGUGUACCCAGUGCCCACGCCGAGGCUCAUUCCAAGAACGGUCUGAAGGGCAAGGAGGCGCCCGAAAUCGCAACGGCAGUUACUGAACCCGCUCAGCCGGAUCUGCCUGCCACAUCAUCAACGUCUUCCGCCAUAGCUUCCAAAACGCCAACGUCUGCCUUGCCGGGAUCGGGUUCGGGAUUGGGACUGGGAUCCGUAGCGGCAGCAACGGAACAUCCUUCAGCUGCAGCCCCACCAGUGCCCAGCAACGGUAGCAACAGCAGCAGCAGCAGCAGCUCGGUUCCCGGAUCCGGCGAGAAUGUGGUCCAGCUGCUGCCCUGGCAGGAUAUGCCCACGUAUCUGCAGUUCAAUCCGUACGUGCUCCGGGGAUAUCGACCCCUGCAGACCUUCAAAGGAUGUCUCCUCAGUCUCUUUUACUGGCACAACGAGACCAUUAACAUACUGACACACGCCAUACCUAUCUUCUACAUCCUGGCAAUUGUGCCAGGACUGAUGCCCUGGGACAGUGGUUACAAGUUUCUGUCGUUCUGUCACGUCUUCGGAUCGGUGGCCCCCUGGUGCGGCAGCUUCGUCUACCACCUGUUCAUGAACAUCGAGAAGGGGGAGAACGUCUACUAUACGCUGCUAAAGCUGGACAUGGUCGGCAUCUGGGUGAGCCAGAGCUUCGGUGCUCUGCCCCUGGUGACAGCCACCACUUUGUGUUUCCCGCCUGUGCUCAAGUGGCUGAUAAUUAUCUCCUACUGCGUGCUCUCGCUGUGGGGCCUCUACAAGGCUCUAACUGCCAGUUCACCCUGGCAGCGUCGCUUGUGCUUCGCCCUGCCCUUCGGCAUGCGCUCCAUACUGACCUUCCUGCGCAUCCGAGGAAUGGUGGGCGGCAGCCACAUGGCCCUUUCCCAUGUCUACCUGCAGGUUGAAGUUGACGGCGUCUCCAUACUGGGCGGUGCCAUCGGAGCGAUGCGAAUCCCAGAGAAGUGGUUCCCGGGCGUGGUGGACUUCUAUCUGAACUCCCACAACAUUAUGCACGUGCUGGUCGUGGUGGCAGUUUACUCCAUGCACAAGGCCACCAUCAAGGACUUCGAGUGGAUGUCGACGCAGACCUGCCACACGGCCGCCAAUGCCACCGAGCAGGCUCUGGGUCACGUGGAGCUAUGACCCGCUUAUUGGCUUCUGCCGCUGGUGCUGCUGCCCUUGCCCUGGAUAAUCCUGGCCCGGCGGCGUGCCCGGAGGCACUUGAUCCGUGCCCUGAUCGCUCCCAUCGCCUG
Drosophila rhopaloa is the source of this 2005-nucleotide messenger RNA. Its product is annotated as progestin and adipoQ receptor family member 4. The transcript has 8 exons. The record is from RefSeq and is a predicted model, not a curated record. Gene Ontology annotation, molecular function: signaling receptor activity. Lineage: Eukaryota; Metazoa; Arthropoda; Insecta; Diptera; Drosophilidae. Gene Ontology annotation, cellular component: membrane. The coding region runs from base 531 to 1895 and encodes 454 amino acids.